UGCGAUCUGCAGCGAUCUCCAAUGGCCGCGUUCAUACAAUGAGACCAGUGGCACCUCUGGUAGUCCCAGAAUCUUCAUUGUGGCAUCCAAAUCAUAAUCAUAUCAUCGGCGCCCUCAUCCAGGACUUGUUGUCUUCUGAACCCCCGGCAACCGCUCAGGUAGAGCGACACGUGUUAACGAAGAUCCUGCCAUACGUUCUCUUCCAGUUCGCUCCUGAGCUGUAUAAAACGGACCAGACAAAAGGGCAUGAGUCCGCAAAAUCCUCACGACUUCAAGCCGCAAGAGCUGUUUUAAUCGCUCUCAACUAUUCGUUAAGUUUGCCCAAUGAAGUGCUGUUUGAAUCUCCGAAUGAAACAAAAUUCUCGGGUAGGAUCAACGACGGAAAAGAAAUACGCCUACUGCUUCUGAAUGCUUUCACUUUGCUGUGCAAGAGGAUAGAUGGGGAGAAGCUCUGGCUGUUAUUCACUCAGAAGACGCAGCUCGCUCGCGUAGACAGUAGCAAAAAGCAACCAAAUACCGAACACGCCACAGUAAACGCUUCAGCUCGCAUUGAUAUUGUCGUACGAUCCAUCCUCAGUUUGAUCGAAGACGUGCCCAUACUACCCCGAAAAAAGAAACACAAUGAUCUCGGUAGCCUAUGCUGGCGUGCACGAGAGUGUUUGAGGGAUCUGCUUAUAGCUCUGCGGCGAAUAGCCAAAGUCCCACAGCUUGACCGUCUCCACAGCAGGUUGUCUCUCCUAGAGGAAUUUGCGUGUGUUUUGCUCAAGGGGCUCCGGCGAAAUGAACGAAAACCAAAUCUGUACUCUCGAUUGAAGCUGCAAAUUACGUUAUAUGCAGAUAUGAUCCUUCUGCUGCCGGCAACAAUGCCUGCACGCGUUCCUCCGAGCAACGUACACUUGCUCGCGCACCCUCUUCUGCUUCUCCGUCAUGUGUUUGUGCCCAUCUUGCGAUUAACAGUGUGGAAUGUGGAAGCUACUUCGCAUGGAGCCCAGGCAUUCCGCAACCUCCGAGCAUAUAUCCUUGUGUGGGCUGAAGAUGAAAACGGUCACCUCGACGAUAUGAGCAACAUUCUUACUGAAGAUCGACUUACCCUUUCUAUUUCCGAUUCGAAGCAUCUCCUCAAACAUACGUCUAUCCUACUUGUAUUACUAGCCGAUUUCUUUACCAAUGCAUCACGGAGCCAUGCGAAGGAAAUUCUCCCUGCUGCUGACAAGAAGCGUUUCAUGCCAAUUCUUCUGACGGACAAUAUCACGAGAGAUUUGGUUCGGUGGACGUUGUCCGGUUAUACAACGCGAAUGGUACAACUGUUUCUUCUCCCACUGCUGGAACAGUUGAGCGCUACAGAAGACAAUUGGAAACUAUGUGAGCGAAUUAUCGUAAGCGUGUACAAUGGACGGUUGGGCUCAAAUGAGGAUGAACAAGACCAUUUUCUUUCCGUGAACGACAGCAUCGACUCAACGGUUCAGUGCUUGACGAAGUGGCUUAUUACGAAUGCGUGCUGGCGCUAUAACCACUCUGACGACGAUGCUGACGAAAUAGCUGGCGUAACCAGGAGAAUGGUAGGAAAACUGCCCUCACAGGAGGCCAGGCUCCGGGUACGAAUAUUUUGCAUCAAGCUGUUGGGUCGUAUCCCGAAUGACAAUCAGCAGAUUACAAAUUGCAUUUUAUCAUUAUUUGAUGAUCCCUCCUUGAAAAUUCGGCUUGCCGCAGCACAUGCUAUUAACGUUCGGCGUUCGCAUACCAAAUCCGAAUAUCGGGAAAUCAAUCGACCAGGGUUAGAGACACAGGAUCAGGUUGGAAGCUGGGGAGCUACUGCAGGUCCGAAAGACCGACCGAUGGCUCAAUCAGUUAUGAAGAAUGUGCUUUCGAAGCAUGCCGACUGCAAAAGCGAGCCCAGACAUAAGGACGUAAAAAUCAAAGUUCGAGCCAAAGACAAAGAGCCUGGAACUCGUUUUGAACAGAUGAGUAGGUCCGACCGAUCGUCACUACAACCAGGACCCGCUGAGCCUACAUCCAGACCCGAUAGGGCCGGAGAAGAAACUGAACUUAUCCAUGACUUCUACGAGUAUCUGAAAGAUCAGACAACAAAUGAUGUAGGAUUUGUGGUUAGAGAGCUCGCUGGGCGCGAUGACCGCAUGGAGCAGAUGGAGUACAGAGUAGAAGCAGGCGUGCAGCAGAUCAAUAAGAAACCGGAGCGACAAAGCAUUGAAACUAAGGACCUCAACAUAGAUUCUGGAUUCGCUACGGACGAGCCGCACAUUUACAGCCCAUCUGUUCCGUCACCAACGUCUUACAUCGGAUCAAGGGUUAAGCGUAGUCUCAGUAUACCGUCAGGUCGUGCGUACCUACACGAUGCGUUUCUUCAAGUGACAGGAACCACGUUAAGGGGAUCUCUAAAUCUUGAUACGCCAACGAAGGGGAACUGUGGACCUCACAUCAAUCCACCUGUCGGACUCGGUCCAGACUUUCAACGCCUGGAUGAGUUGGUGGAGGAGCAAAUCAGCCGCAUUGAUCGUAUCAUGAACCAUGAUCGAACACACGAGAGUAAUGGGACUGGACAUGUGAAUGACGUGAACCCAGAUGCCUCUCCAAACCGGCCAAGUGCGUCCUUUUCCGAUCUGCUUGGAGACAGAGCGAUAAACUUGAGAAAAUUAGAGGACACAAUUGACGUAGAUGCGGAAGGCGCUGCUCAGUUAAGACACCCCAGGCCAACACCAUUAGACGCCUACCCUGGCUUGCCACGUCCUCAACGCAGCCACAUCAAAUCUGCGACAUCCAGUCUCAUUAGUCCGAUCGGAUCCAGUGACAACGAGGAUGUGGAUGCCGAGAUGCAAUUGGAUGAAAUUCUAAGUGAGGAGGACGGGAAUGAUAUUUUUGAGGACGAUACCAUGAAGGGCAUGGAACAGGGUAUCAAUUCUGCUGUUGACGACAUCGCGCAAGGGGAAAGAUUGCCUGCGACACUAAAUGUGAAUCAUGUUUCUGGUGUCAUUUUACAUGACCAAUCUUUUGGAAUUCAAAGUAUUCAUAGCCACUCGAAAGGCAGCCUAAUGGAUCAAGGAGUGGAGAGCGACUUGAAUGUGGCAAGUGAUAAGUUGGUGGCAGAUGAUGCACAUGUGCCCGAUAAUGUGGCAUUAGUACCUUCGGUUGUGGACGACGCUGCCGGUCGUCUCGUUCCCGAUAAUAAAGCACAAAGCAGUCCCAAUGUCAGGGAGAAGAUCAAGGAAGAGAACGUGGACGCGUGCAAGGGAACAGAAAUCGUUGAACGAAAUAAUACGAACGGUGAAAGCACUUUUGUGCUUGACGUGCAAACAGAUGCAACGGACCACGUCCAACAUUAUGACUUGGCGACACGUUUUGCCCAUCAUACCUCCUCCUCAUUCACCUCCCUUCUUGCUCCUUUUUACCAAAACGCCCCCCCAACAUUCAUUCGCCCGCGUCUUCGAAAUGCAGUUGACAUGGUGUUGAAAGCGAUUGUUUUCUCUCGAAAUCUGGACGCACAGAUCGAAUACAGGAGUGGGAGAUUGAGCGCCCCAAGUGAGGAUGAAGAAGGAUCAGACAAAUCGAAUGCAUCCAACGCGCAGCGUCUUCAUCCUCUUCACCCACUCCUGAAAGGAGUAUUCUCGCUUGACCCAAUCCUUCUUUUGCAAUAUUGCUCUACCCUCGAUAUGACAGACCUUGCGCGGGCUGUUUCACUCCAUAAAACUGCUCAGUGGCAUGAAGGCUUAACUGUGAUUCACAGGCACCUAUUGCCUCUAUCCCGCAUAUUAUUUGAACUUGAAGCCCAAUUACAUGAACAUCUCACCGAAGCACAGGCAUUAGUUAUUGUGAGGGAUCAAGUGACAGUGGUAAAAUUGACUUGCAGAGAGGAAAAUGCACUUAGGGAUGUGUCUGGAUCUCUGGGUAAUUUGAUUGGGGCUGGUGAUGGAAGCUUUUUGAGAUGGGUUGAGGCUGAGAUCAAAUGAAGUUGACUUGGGAUUCAUGGCGGCCGCGAUCUCCAGUUUCUGUUUUGUUCUAGCAUCCGUGAUAUUGGACAGUUUUGCUCUUUAGAGAGAAACAAUAUAUGGAUAUUAGAGCCGCACGUCGUUAUGAUCGGGUUUUAUCUCGAGAAUAACAGCGUUUAUGCUUUCAACUCAA
This is a messenger RNA of Spizellomyces punctatus DAOM BR117, 4134 nucleotides long. RefSeq lists its product as uncharacterized. The transcript has 5 exons. NCBI's taxonomy places the organism in Eukaryota, Fungi, Chytridiomycota, Chytridiomycetes, Spizellomycetales, Spizellomycetaceae. The record is from RefSeq and is a predicted model, not a curated record. The coding region runs from base 39 to 3962 and encodes 1307 amino acids.